Molecule: messenger RNA, 1572 nt
Organism: Auanema sp. JU1783
Lineage: Eukaryota; Metazoa; Nematoda; Chromadorea; Rhabditida; Rhabditidae
Source: the annotation of a GenBank genome assembly
AUGAGUGAGCAACAAGCUCCUGCUCCAUCCACAGAUACAACAUCGCCAACAUUGCUUCUGAAGCUAGCACGUGUUCCUCCGCCGUUACCAAUUGUCUGUGUUAAUGGCGGAAGUCCAGAUCGUCCAUCACCAUCUCGAACAACAAAUGUUCCUGAAUUGAUGUCCACAGUUCAUCACCGCUGGCUAGAAUAUCGUAACGAAAGCAAAAACGAACGAACAAGCUCAUCAAGCUCGGAUAGUGGAAUUGCCAUUCAGUUCUCUCCACCUACUCAUCUAUCAAAUCAUUCUGUUUCCUCAAUUUCAUCGGUGUUGGCAUUAUCGCCUCCAGGCUUAUCGCCAUUAACAGUUCACGACUCAGCAUUCGGUACCCCCUCAUCUACACAGAAUCACAGCAGAUUCACCUUUGAUCAUGUGCCAUUCCAACGUUGUGAUGAUGUGCCAUUAACUAAAGCUCCCAGUUUGGAACUUUCAUUAGCCACAAGCCCUCCAUUUCCUUGUCCGGCAACAAGGUCCGCAAGUGACAGCGUUAGCCACGUUCUUAACCAAGUACGAAAGUCAAAUGACUUCGGGGGACAUCCAGUAUUACAAAGGAAACAAAGUGUCAUUCAGAGCACGUCCCUCAAAACAAUACAUAUCACACCGACUGUAAACACUACUCCCCAGCCAAAAAUUUCUUCUUCUCCAAGAAGUCCCAAUACAGCUUUAGCUUGCUCAUCAACUGGUACUCCAUCGGCUCUUAUUGGUCCUCUCUCUGUCGCUGUUGGUGAUGAACGUGUUGCUAAAGGAGCCAGCGCGAUGUUACUCGGCGCCAUCUAUCCAACUGGUUCAAGACAUUCACUUCUUUCUCCAUCACUCUCGUCACCAUUAUCGUCAUCUUCAGACUCUUUCCAUCUUACAACUAACUCUCCUACUUUCCAUCGUUCACCCAAAGAAAAAUCGCCAUUAUCCACAUCAUUAGAAACAAUGGAAGAAGAUGAGAAGAAGCCAUACUAUUGCAAUAUCUGCAACAAGGAUUUCCGUCGACCAGACAUAUUGUCUAGACACAUUCGGAGGCAUACCGGAGAGAAACCAUUCGGUUGUACUGCCUGUGGAAGAUACUUCUCUCGAUCAGACCAUUUGCGAACGCAUCGAAGAACGCACACAGAUGAGAAGCCAUACCGUUGCACAAUCUGCCCUUAUGCAGCGAGAAGACGCGAUGUCUUGACACGACAUAUGAGCACACGCCACCAAUCAAAAGCUGGUCUGUCUGUCUUCCAAAAGCAUCGUGAUGUUCGAAGAUGUUUGAGCGAUGGAGAUCAAGCUUUAGCUUUGACCAUAAGCACCCCCGUUCCACGGCCGACAGUUGCUCAAAAACGGCAAAGACAUGUGACUGACGCAGUUGUUACCAAUGCUUCUCGUACAAGGCCAGAUAAAAGGAGGGGACGAACAUUUACUGAGAUAAGUGCUAUACCUGAUCAAAGCCUAGCAGAUGAGAGUCGAAUGUCUGAUAUUCCGAAACUGCACGAAAUAGAAGAUGACGUGAUAGUAGACGUUUGCGAUUUAGACGAUGAUGAGGAAGAAGACGAUCUGUAA